AGGCGCGGACCAGAUGCAAAUGGCGAUGACCGUCGUGGGCCUCGUGAUCUUCGUUCUUGUCAUCAUCUUCGUCGGCGGUUUCGUCCUCUGGAAGGUCUUCUUUUCCUCAAACGACGCCGUGGAUCAGCCGACGAUUGAGGACGCGACGACGGAAAAUAUCAGCGGAGGAGUUCCAUUCCACGAAAUGCCGGGAGGAAACUUCUGGGAUGACAGCUCCGGAAAGCCUCCAGUCUCCAUCGUGUUCGCAGAAGACACCGAAAGCGUCGAAGAAAAUGUCCAAGGCGAACCCAGGAACAUAAGCGGCUUAGACGAUCCGUCAGCAGUCGCGCUGGACUACGUGUAAUGGUACAGUCGCCGGCGACGUUGACGCCGGCAAUUGUGGAGCCGCGCAGCGUUCGGCGUCGCCUUCGCCAAUGCGUUCUCUCUCUUUAAAAAAAUGCAAAUAUGUGUUUACAUCUAACGUACGUCGUCACCAAUUCUUAACGAUAUUGUUGUAAAUAAAGAGAAAUGCUAAAUGUAGGACUCGGGAUUCGAACGCUGAAUGUUGAGAGAUAUUUUAUUUUUUCUGAUAGUCUGGCUGCUGAUAUUGACUAUGCGUUCAGGGUGUAGCAUACAUUUAGUUUAGGGGUAGAAGAGCUCAUAACAGCAAUUGGGUGUAAAACAUGUCUCUGUCCAGUGAAGCGGUAAAUCGGGCUACUCCGUGCUGUAUUCGAUCUUCUACCGAACGUAUGUUCAUAUGAAACGGAGGUUGUGAGGGAUUAGGCGAACACCUUAAACACU
Messenger RNA from Dermacentor silvarum, 780 nucleotides. RefSeq lists its product as uncharacterized. The coding region runs from base 14 to 343 and encodes 109 amino acids. The record is from RefSeq and is a predicted model, not a curated record. The transcript has 6 exons. Lineage: Eukaryota; Metazoa; Arthropoda; Arachnida; Ixodida; Ixodidae.